UAUUGCAAAUCUCAAUCACAAACUAAAUUUUAUUUAAUUAAAUAUGUUUUAACUCGAACAAAAAGUGAUGUCUACAUUAACGAAUCUUCAAAUUAACUUUCCCCAUCCCUCCUCACCUUCCCCAUCACGGCAUCACCCACGGACCCAUAUAUCAUUCUCUCUCCUCACCUUCCCAUCACCCACUGUCCACGGACCCAUAUAUCAUUCUCUCUCUAACAGCUACACCCUGCAGCAACUCCCCGCAACUAGGGCUGGGAGUUUGGUACCGGUAUUUGGGAUAUACCGGAUAUCGUACCGAAUUUGUCUAUAUUUGGUAUUACCGAAUACACGAAUUAAUUUGUGGGAUUGGGAUUGAAUUUCAAAUGUUAUUCGGUAUUAGGGAUUACCGGAUUGGGAUCGAUAUAUACCGAAAUAUAAGCUAGUGUAUAUUUUAUCCUCUCAACUAGACUCUCUCAUUCACUACUACGCGACCCUCAACCACCAAAAGUGUCAUUUAUUUAUACAUAGAUCAUUACAUCACUAUUUCACACUAGUAUUUGAGAUGUUACCAAUUACAAGAAUUUGAGAUGUUAGCUCUAGGCAACUCAAGACUAUUUGCUUAGUCUCUUUUCCCUAAAUUAAACAAUAAAAUCUAAUUUAUAUAUUUAAUUAUUAAUUGCAAAGGUAAUUAAUUAUGUAUUCGAUAAUACCGAUUGGGAUACCGAAAUUAUUUAGGGAUUGGGAUUGGGAUACCGAAAUUAUUUAGGGAUUGGGAUUGAGAUUGAUUUUAGUGUGUAAUUCGGUAUUCGAAAUUUCGGUAUUUGAUAUUGGAAUACCGAUACCGUACCGAUUUCCACCCCUACCCUGCCCGCAACCCUUGCAUUCUGACUCUUUUGAGUUGCGGCCGAUGCUUCCAAAACCUUAUCGUUGUCGUUGCCUCCAACAAUCGUCCCCGUCUCCCCGACCAUCAUCCAAUCGACACCCUAACUCCCUAUCCUCCUGACCUAAUUCACUCCCCUCCCACCCAAUAUUGAUUAUUGAAUCGCCCUCAGAAGAAGAAUUCCCUUCAAUUCACUCCCCUCUCCUUCUCAAUCAGCGACCACGAGAUGUCCUGGUGCGACAACGAGAAACGAGGCGAGAAACGAUGGCGGAGUGUUUAGAUACAUUGGGGGUUUGGCAAUUCAAUUUUGGACACUCCCCAAACGAAGAAGAAAGGCGGAUUUGAGAAGACACUGAAGUGGGCCCAAUCUAUUCUCCAAAAGGUGGGCCUCAAUUAUUUCCUACCAGUUAGAUAAACGCAGCCAAUUCUACUUUGGCCGCAGCAGCGCUCAGCUCCACCCUAGUAUUCUGUAAACCGUGAGUGAGUUAUUUGGCCUUCAGAAAACCCUCUAAAGAAUCCUUCCAUUUCAGUUCAUCAGGGAACAAUGGAGGACGGCAACUCCGACUCCGACUUCGACGUCAUCGAGAUUUCCCCGGCCUCCCUCCCGCCUUCCCACUUGGCCAGGAAGAGAAAACGUCAACAGGCUGUGCUCCUUGAAAUCAUUGAUGUCGAUGACAAAGAUGAUGUUGUGAUCCUGAAUGAGGACGAAGUUCGCAGGAAGUUCGCCCUUGACAAAGGGAAAGCUAUCAAGGAUGAUGAUAACGCUGUCAAUCUUGUUCAAAAUGAGGCCCUACAUACAAGCUUGUGGAAUCUUGAUGGAAAGGAAGACACAUUUUUCUAUCCCACUGAUUUUGCUUCUCUACAAUCAUCAUAUCCGAGUCUCGCGGCCACUGGAGUUGAGGCAAGCCAACCGAAUACGAAGAAUUCACGGGGUUCAAAAUCAAGACAGAAACUACUUGGCAGUACCAAAUCCCUGGUCAAAUCUGCCAGCAAACAGAGUUUUCCAAUGAUGAGUACUAGUGUUGGACUUCGUCGACCGAAUAUGGACUGUAAGGAAAUUUUAAGGAAAUGGAAGCUCUUCAAGCAUUUCGAUCUUGUUGAAGACUAUUCAGACCAUUACUACAGUUGCCGCCGGUCUUCAUCGGAACAGAGGAAUGAGAAGAAGUGGGCAAAAGCAAUUCAAGACGAGUGGAAAAGGCUCAAGAAAGAUUUGCCAGAUACGACGAUAUAUGUGAGGGCGUACGAGUCGAGGAUGGACCUGCUGAGGGCCGUGAUCGUUGGGGUAGACGGAACUCCUUACCACGACGGUCUCUUCUUCUUCGACCUGUUCUUCCCCGAUCUCUAUCCAGAUGUUCCGCCGGAAGUCCACCUCGAUGAUGAUGAUUCUCUCUUGUUAAACCCAAUUUUCAACCACGGAUAUGUGUGCCUCAGCCUUCUCUAUCGACGAAUCGGUGGUAUCGACGAGUUCGAGAAUUGGCAGCCUGGGGUUUCAAGUGUGAUGCAGAUUCUGCUUUCGUUGCAGGCAUUGGUAUUGUGCGAAAAACCCUUCUACACUGAUAGUUCUGAUGAUAUGACGGACUAUGAGGGUAUAACGGACGAUGAGUAUACAAUGGAGGAUAUGAUCACCACCAUAUUCCGCCCAAAAAAAGAAGGGAAAAAAGAAAAAAAAGAGUGCAUCUACUCCCUGCAUUACAGCAUUGUAUUCCUCGAAUCACUCCAGCUAAUGGUUCGUACAAUGAGGAAGCCACCAAAAAAUUUCAAGGAGUUUGUGAGGGGACAUUUCCACAGUCGGGCCAAGGGGAUCGUGGCGGCGUGCAACGCGUACAUGUCCGGCGUUCAAGUCGGCCGGUGGUGUGUGGUGAAGAACGGCGAGGGCGCCGGCGGAGGAGUCGGAUCCGGUAAGAGUUGCCGGCCGGAGUUUAGGGAUUCCUUAGCUAAAGGAAUGGACGAGCUGAUGAAAGCGCUUACCAAGAUUGGAGUAAAAAACUUCGACUAAUUUUUAAGAUUUGCAUGUGUGAAAAUCAGUUUAACGAUUAUGUUACUCUAGUUCACUAUUCAGUAAGGUUGUCAACCCGGUUUAAUCUAUUGCCCGAUCGAGUGGAUUGAGGAUUAAUGGUUCUUUCGUUUUUGUACGGAUGGAUAUAUGAAAAGAAUCAUUAUAUUGUUCAUAUUUGUAUAAAUUAUAUCCAUUCUCAUCUAACAUAUGGGUAAUAACCUUGCGCCAAUAUAACAGUCGGUACAUGGACCAAACAUAUAGUGAAAUCCAAACACACUCAUAUGUAACCUCAAUAUUCAAAUGUUCAAUUUAGAAUUCCAAAGGUAGAGUUAGGCGAACGGUAAUGCUGGAAAAGAGGCGCAUUUUGGAAUCUUAAGGAAAAAAAUGACGCAGUGUGGCCUCCAAUCCGAUAACUUCGCGGCAAGUUGACCCCACGGAUAAGGCUGGAAGUUUGGUACCAAUAUUUGGGAUAAUUGAAUACCGUACCGAACUUAUCACUAUUUGGUAUUACCGAAUACCGAUUUAUUUUUUAGGGAUCAUGAUUAAGGUUUAUUUUGGAGUGUUAUUCGGUAUUACGGGAUUGUGAUCGAUAUAUACCGGAAUAUAGCAAAAUACAGAGAAACAGCAAAAUUUGAAAAUUAAUAAAAUAUAUCACACAACUUUUGAUCAUUCCCCACUUUUUCAUAACUCACAAGUCCCCAUCCAACUCAAUUUUGCUUUCGAGUUUAAGUAACUCUCGUCUCUCAUCUAAUCUCUUGUUAUUUUCAUAACAUCAAAAGAAAAUGCUAGUAUUAGUUGUCUCUCAGCCUCCAAUUCGUCGAAUUAAAGAUUACCAAUGACAAGAACUUGAGUUGUCACCUCUCCUCCCUUCUCUCUAUCCAUGUCGUAGAUCUAGGCAAACUCAAGACUCUUUGAUUUUAGGGGGGUAUUCUGUAUUCGGAAUUUUGGUAUUGAGAUAUCGAUACCGUACUGAUUUCCACCCCUACCCACGACUGUGUGUGACCUGUUUUUCUCACCGGGUCAAGAUCAAAACAGCUCAUCUCUCACGUUGACAACCUUGCUAUUCAUACAACUAGAAAGCGUAACAAGUAUGGUGACAUGAUGUCUGACUACAACAUCUGCUUAGCAUAUCCAAUAAUUCGUACAUUGGGUUUCACUAUUGGGUUUCAUUUCAACUAAUUGGACUCAACUACUCAUUCUAUAAUCUAUGUUUUUCAUUUGCGAAUAAGUUUCUUUUCUUUGAUCGUAAAAUAUUAAAAUUUGGUGUAUAUUUUCUUCAAAUAACAUGUGAGAAUAGUUCGACCUAUCCAGACUUGUAAUUUGUGUAAGGUAUGUAUCAUCGAUCUGACCGGAGCCAGCGCGUUCAGUAAUGGCAAUUUUUUGACCUGACCCAUGCAAUCCGAUCGGCCCGACCCAACCUGUUUGAGGUAGAUUUUACCCGACUUGCAGCAACGUGGGAAGAGGCAUGUAUAUUGCUUCCAAAACUUGCCACACCUCGUUCCUUUCUCAACCCAUUCUAUCACAAUUCUAUCUAUCAACUAUUUAGACUCAUAUAUUCCUUCUACUAUAUUUAUCAUUCAUUUAUAAAACAUUUUCUCUAUGUGUUCUCGUAAAAUAAUUAAAAUAUCCGUUUCGUUUUUCAAAACAGAAUGAAAUCACCCGUUUCGUACUCACAUGACCGCUCCAUUGCCAAAUGACUAAUUGAGAGUUACCGAACCCGCCUUAUUGCCAACUCCUUCACCAACCCAAUCCUUCCCAACCGCCCAAGAUCGAACCUCAAACUCAACCGACCGGCUCAACCAGCUCCUCCCUCUUCCACCUUCCCUUUUACCCUCCCCGCCAAUAUUUUCCCCUUUCCCGUCUUCAAACUCCAGGUCCAGCUGCCAAUUCAAUCAGUGUCCGAUCCAAUGAAACAAAAUCCCAGGU
This is a messenger RNA of Linum trigynum, 4781 nucleotides long. The record is from the annotation of a GenBank genome assembly. NCBI's taxonomy places the organism in Eukaryota, Viridiplantae, Streptophyta, Magnoliopsida, Malpighiales, Linaceae.